AUUCCUUUUAAUAUCGCCGAACUAAAGGUAGUAGACGCACGACAACAGAGAAAUACUGAACUUCCCACCCAGAAGAGCCAUAGGUCAGCUCUUCGGUACUUCUGUAACUGGGACUUGGUGUCUUUCUUUAGGUUCGGGGACUAUCCUUAGUUGCGUGGCGAAGCAGCAGCGUAGGACGCUGCACUCGAGGGGCUUUUGCAGCCGUCACCGUCGACAACGUCGCGGUUGACGCGUUCUGGCAGCUCUGGUCUGCAGGCAUGCUGAGCAAGACCCUCACGCAGCAGGAGGCUGCUGUGCGGGAUGGGCAAAUUGGGCAGCUCAGAGAGUGUAAAGUGCUGGCGGAGGAGGAAGUAGUUGAGCUUGCAGCGAAGUGCAAGGAGCUGCUGCAGCAAGAGCAGAAUGUUACUCACGUCCGGGCGCCAGUUGUGGUGGUGGGCGAUACGCACGGGCAGUUCCAUGACCUGAUGGAAAUUUUCAAGAUUGCGGGCCAAGCCCCAGACGCAAACUACCUCUUCCUUGGAGACUAUGUGGAUCGCGGCUACUACUCCGUGGAGACAGUUUGCAUGGUUAUUGCGCUGAAGGUGCGCUAUCCUAGCCGCAUCGUGAUGAUCCGCGGCAACCACGAGAGCCGGCAGAUUACCCAGGUCUACGGCUUUUACGAGGAGUGCCUUCGCAAGUAUGGCAGCGCAAAGGUCUGGCAGGUCCUGACAGACCUGUUCGACUAUCUGCCGCUGGCCGCGGUUAUCGAGAACCAGCUGUUUUGCCCGCACGCUGGCCUGUCUCCAUCGAUGGAUACCCUCGAUCAGAUUAACCAGAUACACCGGUUCGAGGAAGUCCCGCACGAAGGCCCCAUGUGCGAUCUCCUGUGGUCCGACCCCGACGACCGCAUGGGCUGGGGCAUCUCGCCACGCGGCGCUGGUUACACCUACGGCCAGGACAUCUCGGAGCACUUCAACCACGUCAACAACCUGAAGUUCAUCAUCCGCGCCCACCAGCUUGUCUCAGAGGGCUUCUUGUGGCAGCACGAGGGCGCUGUGGUGACGGUGUUCAGCGCGCCCAACUACUGCUACCGCUGCGGCAACAAGGCGGCCAUCGUCGACAUCGACGAGAACAUGAACCAUAAAAUCAUUCAGUUUGACCACGCGCCGCCUAAGGGUGCGGGCAUUACGGAGGUCAAGCGCUCCGUCCCGGACUACUUCCUGUGAGCGUGCUGGGUGCACGGCUUGGGAGAGGGCGCCUGCAAUCCGCGCCUGCUUUUCCUGGUCUUAUGGGCUCGCCAAGAGGUUGUGUGAAAGGGGAACUGGACGGCGUCUCGCACGCCGAGUGCACGGUUGCAAUUGAACAGAAUGGGAUGACCAUGUCUCUCCCGUUACAGCGUUAGGCUGUUUCUCCUUAGCGUCUGCACUGCGACGUGGCCGAGGGGGGUGUGAAUUGGCAUUGUUGUGUGCGUGCGCCGGAACAGCAACUGCAUUGGUGUAUAGGGGUGUAGGCAGCUGCGUCGCUGUAGUACUGGUUGCAAUGUAGUACAUGACAGGGGUGUUCCGUUUGUGCUCUCCUGCGUACGAUAGAGGCGGAUGCUCACUAUCCCUAAUGCACGGAUUUGGAACGGGGUCUACUUUUGCGCAGCGGAUAAACCUACGAGGGUGUAAGGGCGGGGGCGCAGACAGGUGGGUGUUGUUUUUUCAUGUACAUGUGCGGUCGGGGCUGCGCCCCACUUGUCGGUAGGGCAGUUGUGGGUCUUAGGCAUAGGCCCUCACCUGAUGCCUGGACUGCAGAUCCCGCUUGCUUACCUUACGACUGUAAUACUGUAGUGCUGGUGGCUUACAAUGGCGGCAUCGCCAUGGUUUUUUAGAUGUUGUGGCUGGAGGCGGUGAAAAGGGGUGAUGGUUGAUGCAGUGAGAGGGUGGCGUUUGCGGCAUUGCUGUGUUUGAGUGAAGCUUAGGUUGCAGAGCGUGCAUCGUAAGAUGGCUCCAUCGUUGCCGUGCAUGCAUGCACGAGGUCAUGCGAAAGGUAUACAUGAACAGCUGGGCUGGGCGCAUACUUCGUGUCAUGCAAUAUGUCUAGACAACUUGUCGAUCGUGUCGCUCGAAACUGCUGCCGCGCGGCAGCGUACGUACGCGUGUAAGCUGCUAUGUAGGGCCUAGCGCUCAGUCUAAUGCUUUGCAAUGGAGUUAUUCAAGCGCUUAAGCACGGCGUCAG
Messenger RNA from Astrephomene gubernaculifera, 2199 nucleotides. The record is from the annotation of a GenBank genome assembly. Lineage: Eukaryota; Viridiplantae; Chlorophyta; Chlorophyceae; Chlamydomonadales; Astrephomenaceae.